UGCAACGUUGCAAUCCAAUAACAGGGUUGCCCUGAGUAACAAACACGUGUAUGAGAAUUCUUUUUCGUGUGAGGGCAUCGUGCGGCUAGGAAUUGAUUACAGCUCCGAAAUAUAGUGAAAUAAGUGAGAGAAACAUGACGGACUUAUUAAAAAUAACGGAUGCAAUCGUGCACGAGUAUUUGCAGUCGAAGGACAAAAACCUGGCAAAGGUUUUCCAGCAGAAGACGAAAGCAGCCACUGUCGCCAAGAACACGCCGAAACUGAGUGAAAUCCUACAGUUUUACCAAAGCAAAAGCGCCACCAAGAUCCCAGCCAUCAAGGCGGCCGCUGGCGGCAGCAGCAGCGAUAGCGACUCGGACUCAGAUGAAGCCCCUGCAGCGACCAAGAAGGCACCAGCGGCCCCCGUAACAAACGGAAAGUCAACAAAGGCUGCAGCCGCUUCCAGUAGCGAGGAAAGCGACUCCGAGGAGGAGAAGAAACCUGCGGCAAAGGCUCCUUCAAAGGCUGCACCUGCCAAGAAGGCGGCGGACACAUCCAGUGAGGAGAGCGACUCCGAGGAUGAGGCCCCCAAGAAGCCGGCUGCUCCUGCAAAGGCUGCGCCAGCCAAGAAAGCCGCUUCCUCCAGCGAUGACAGCGACAGCUCCGAAGAUGAGAAAAAACCAGCAGCAAAGUCGCCGGCCAAGCCAGCUGUAGCCAAGAAGGCGGCGUCCAGCAGCGAAGACAGCAGUUCCGAGGAAGAUGCCAAACCCGCUGCUCCCGCGAAAGCUGCUGCUCCUGCAGCGAAGGCAGAAGCCUCGUCUAGCAGCGAGGAAAGUGACUCUGAGGAAGAGAAGAAGCCAGCUGCGAAGACCCCUGCUAAGGCUGUUCCCGCUAAAAAGGCCAAGAGCUCCAGUGAGGACAGUUCCUCGGAGGACGAAGCCCCUAAGAAGGCAGCUCCCGCCAAGGCUGCACCAGCAAAGCCUGCUGCCGGCAAGAAAGCUGACUCUUCCAGUGAAGAAAGUUCAUCCGAAGAUGAGGCACCGAAGAAGGCUGCUCCCGCAAAGCCGGCAGCAAAGAAGGCCGACACCUCCAGCGAAGACAGUGACUCGGAUGAAGAGGAUGCCAAAAAACCAGCUGCUAAGCCUGUUGUUAAGGCUGCUCCCACCAAGAAGGCAGAUUCGGAGGACUCUUCGGAGGACAGCGACAGCUCUGAAGAUGCAAAGCCCAAGGCUAAAGCCGCUGCGCCCAAGGCCCCGGCUAAGGCGGCCUCCUCGAGCAGUGAGGACUCCAGUGAAGAUGAGGCUCCAGCUGCCGUGAAGCCAGCGGUUAAAAAGACCGCUGCUCCCGCCAAGAAGGACGAGUCAUCGUCAGAGGACGACUCCUCCGAGGACGAGGCACCGCCAGCAAAGAAGCCGGCUCCUGCGCCCAAAAAGAAGGACAGCAGCAGUGACGACAGCGACUCGAGUGAGGAGUCGGGUGAAGUGCAGUCCAAGGCAGUGGCUAAUGGAGGAGCGAAGCCUGGCCAGAAGCGCAAGCUGAGUGGCGGCGAUGCGGAGGAAGCAACGCCAAACAAGAAGUACAACAACUUCGUCAAGUCGGGCGAGCAACAGAAAAAUGGUUUUAACUCGACUCCCAAAAACAACUUUAAGAACAACGGACAACUGAACAACAGUGGAGGGGGAAGUGCUGGAAGGCGCUCGCCCUUUCGACGGGUUCGCACCGAAGAGGUGCUAGUGGAUGCCCGGGUGCAGGACAUGUCGUUCGAGGCCAAGGACGGCGGCUUCAAGAAGCACAACAAUGGACGCGGAGGACGGGGCGGUUCCGGAUUCUCCGGACGUCCGGAUCGCAGCAACUGGGAGAGCAACAAGUUCAACGGCGAGGGCGGCGGCGAAGGUGGCGGCUUCAAGAAGAUCGGCGAUCGCAAGAGCUUCGGCGGCUUUGACAACAACCAGAGAGGACGCGGUGGCGGCCGUGGAGGCGGCGGCGGAGGUGGAUUCGGAGGACGUGGAGGCGGCGGUGGCGGUGGAUUCGGAGGCCGAGGUGGUGGGGGCCGCGGCGGCGGUGGCGGUUUUGGAGGACGCGGUGGUGGCGGCCGGGGAGGAGGUGGCCGUGGCGGCGGACGAGGCGGUGGCUUUGGUAACAAGUCCUUCGACUCAUCAGCGCCAAAGCAAAACAAAAAGAUCACCUUUGACAAUUAGAGCUUAGAGUUUAGCUACCGCACCCACCUGCAAACACACACACACACCCUAGAUUGAGUCCCUAUACGGAAUUAACCUGUUUAUAUUAUUUUGUAAACUAUGACAGAAAAACGCUGCCGGCUCCUGGGGCGAACGGGCUAAUAAAGAUUUGAAGCACACGCGUGGCAAGUCCUUCAAGCACGAGAAGACCAAGAAGAAGCGCGGCAGCUAUCGGGGCGGCCAAAUUGACACGGGCGUCAAUUCUAUAAAGUUUGACUAGAUUUAUACAAAACACUCUAAGAACUAAUCAAUAUUCAAUAACAGAAACCGUAGUUGUUAAGUACAAAAGUAACUAUGUAGAAUAGUUUCCAUACAUGUAUGCCAACGCCAACGCCGAUUGGAAAUUGUUUUUUUGCAAUAAUUUCGCAGCCUUGUAAUAUCUAUCCAUCUUUUGAUCACUUAACGAAGGUCUAUACUUCUAGAUUCUAAGUUUCAAUAUGAAUUGAAUCAGUGCGAACCGGCGGUCGACUAAACCGCGACUAAGUUUAAAUUUUACUCUACCUGCUUUUCUAGUUCCAAUCAUUUUCAAUAAUGCCGAGAAAUGGAAAUGGCUGCUGGACCCUUUGUUUGUUUGUUGACCUAAAAAUAUUGCUCCCUUUCCAGAAGGCAAUUGUGGCCUGCAAAGACUUGGUUUUUGCCUUCAAACUGAUAUAAAUAAAAAGUAGCAACGUUUUGCGCAAAGUCCGUCAUCAGCCAAAUGAAGGGUCCGAUUAUGGCAUGUAAGGUUUUUAUCCAUUUAAUGUUUUUCCAACUUUUCGAAUAAGUUCACUAUUAAAAUCACGUACGAACUUCAAUAUGUAAAAGCCAGUACUACUUAAGCGAAAUGGAAAAAAUAUAUGUAAUUUCGUAACUGA
Molecule: messenger RNA, 3070 nt
Organism: Drosophila ananassae
Lineage: Eukaryota; Metazoa; Arthropoda; Insecta; Diptera; Drosophilidae
Product: nucleolar protein dao-5
Exons: 4
Coding region: 135-2177 (680 amino acids)
Cellular component (GO): nucleoplasm; nucleolus
Source: RefSeq, a predicted model, not a curated record